AUGGCUGGGCCCUCAUCCUCCACCAAACCCUUGACUCCUCGACCAAACACGAAGACCAAUGUGCGAAAGGUCAGCUCCCAAGGGGCAAAUAAAGAACUUAGUGCAAAGGCCCCAGGAAAAGCGAACGGAAGCAUAUUGAACUUCUUCAAAAAGGUUGAGGCGGACGACGAUGGAGGCCUCUUUUUGUCUGGAGGCAGAUAUGAGGUUUCCCCGACAAAGAAGGCAUUAGCCAUACGGCCACCAACACCAGAUGACCUUGGUGGUGCUGCCUACGAUGAUUUAUACAGUGCCCCAGAUGGCACAGAGCGAUACAACGAGUCGGGUCACUUAACAAAGAGGAGGAGAAUCAGCGACGGCCAUGCAGAUACACUGCCAAGAAGUACGGGCACAGGGGUUCCCUCUGGGGGCAAGCCGCUGGCUAUAGAAGGUCCAGAAGCAUUGUUACAUGGCACAGCCGCGAGGGCGGAAAUACUAGAGGCGUGCACUCCCCCGCCACCAGACGCAGACAACCCUCAGCCAAGGCGGAUAGGUGCAUUCCUCGAUGACAGUGACUCGGAAGAUGGCGAAGCUCUUGUGGGGCUUGACGUGCGAAGUCAAACAAUCCAGGAUGCAGCAGUUAAGGCCGAGAUUGCUCUUAGCACCGAAGGGCUGCUGGAUAUGAGCAGAAUGGCAAAGCCGAAAGCAGGUGACCACAGUGACCUUCUCGUAGAUGUUCCAGACGUCCCCAUCGAUCAUUCAGCAGAUGGAGAACCAAUACCCCCCCUCAAGCCAGAAGAGACGAGCUACGGCGAUUAUGGUGCGUUUGAAGAUAUGGACGAGUACCCCGAUAUCGAAGACGAGUUUGCUUAUGGCGAGGAGUUCAUGGAGAGGAAGUGGAUGGAAGAGCAGGAAAAGGUCGAAAGCGCAGACGCAAGCGAAAUAAACGGCCCCUUCCUGAGUGAUAGUUUCAGAAUUUCUGACGAGUCCUCAAUCUCUAAAUGCCCGAUUUGCGAUUCGGACCUUGGGGGAAAUACUACAGAUGAAAUUACGAGACAUGUCAAUGCUUGUUUAGAUGGACUAACUCCGACCAAAGAAUCUACAGUAUCGAGGAUAAAGGUAGAAUAUGGAAGCGACCGCUUUUCAAAGGCAUCUAUUGCAAGAUCCGGACAGGCAAAUCCGUUUCAGCUGGACAUUCCCGACCCGUCGACAUCGUCAGCCUUCUCCAAACUGAUGUCUUCAAAAGCAGAGGAUGCCGCCUGGGAAAAUGCAGCUGCUGCCGAGAUUUCAGCGAAAGGCAAACUAGCAUACAAGCGCGUCUGUCCAUUUUACAAGAUUAUGCCUGGCUUCUACAUUUGUGUUGAUGCCUUUCGAUAUGGGGCUGUUCAAGGGUGCAAUGCAUACUUUCUCAGUCACUUUCACAGCGACCACUAUAUUGGCCUGACAGCUUCGUGGUGUCACGGACCGAUCUACUGCAGCAAAGUUACUGGCAAUCUGGUCAAGCAGCAGCUACGAGUUGAUCCCAAAUGGGUUAUUACCCUGAACUUUGAGGAUAAAGUCGAAGUGCCGAAUACACAUGGGGUCAGCGUUACGAUGAUCCCCGCCAAUCACUGCCCAGGGAGCUCAUUAUUUCUCUUUGAGAAAGUGGUAAGGAAAGGCCCUAACCCAAAGGUCCAGAGGAUACUCCACUGCGGUGAUUUUCGAGCAUGUCCUGCCCACGUGGAACAUCCUCAACUAAUGCCUGAUAUCGUUGACGCGAUUACUGGGAAGACGAGACAGCAAAAGAUUGAUGUUUGCUAUCUCGACACUACGUAUCUCAACCCACGAUAUUCAUUUCCGUCACAAGACGAGGUUGUCCAGUCUUGCGCAGAUGUUUGCGUCAGUAUGUCCAAGGAUAAGGGGGAUAAUGCGUGGGAAAGAGCUGGGAAAGACCGUACUGGAGCAAGCAUGGGGAGGUUUGUGGACGCUGAGGUGAAGUCCAAGGACUCAGCGACCAAAGCGGAUCCGAAGAAGCCCCGAGGUAGGCUUCUCAUCCUCUGCGGAACAUAUAGUAUUGGGAAAGAGAACAUUUGCCUGGGUAUUGCACGCGCGCUAGACUGCAAGAUCUGGGCGCCGCCGAGUAAACAAAAGACCUGCGCUGCGCUCGAGGACCCUGAGCUGUCGUCGCGGAUGACGACCAAUCCCCACGAGGCACAGAUACACAUGCAGUCGCUGAUGGAGAUCCGCGCGGAGACCCUGCAAGAUUACCUAAAUGGAUUGAAGCCGCAUUUCUCACGGAUCGUGGGCUUCCGGCCGAGCGGGUGGAACUACCGCCCGCCAAACUCGCGGCUCGUUGAUAGUCCGUCCGUGGCUGCCGUGCUCACAGGUGAGAACUGGCGCAGCAGGUAUACGAUGGCAGACCUGAAUCCACAACGUGGCAGCACGCACGAGGCUGCCUGUUUUGGCGUGCCGUACUCCGAGCACAGCAGCUUUCGGGAGCUAACGAUGUUCUGCUGCGCGCUACGCAUAGAGAAAAUCGUGCCGACGGUGAACGUUGGGAGUGCCGCGAGCCGCGCUAAGAUGAAGGUGUGGAUUGAUCGGUGGCUGAAAGAGAGGAGGAAGAAAGGGGUCAUUCGGUUUGGGGAGGGUAAAGACAUGGUGAAGUGGUGA
Messenger RNA from Pseudogymnoascus destructans, 2625 nucleotides. RefSeq lists its product as uncharacterized. Bases 1 to 2625 code for a protein of 874 amino acids. Gene Ontology annotation, molecular function: damaged DNA binding; 5'-3' DNA exonuclease activity. The record is from RefSeq and is a predicted model, not a curated record. Lineage: Eukaryota; Fungi; Ascomycota; Leotiomycetes; Thelebolales; Thelebolaceae. Gene Ontology annotation, biological process: protection from non-homologous end joining at telomere; interstrand cross-link repair; double-strand break repair via nonhomologous end joining. The transcript has a single exon.